AGCACGCAGGAUGCAAUGAGAAGUUGAAUGGAGCUGUUCUGAUACAACACAGCUGGAGAGAGAGAGAUGUGAACACAAUAUGGAUGGGGAGGCAGAGGAGAUUUCUCGGUUUGCUCUGAAUGUCAGUGCAGGGGAUUGUGCAGAAUGCUAGGAAGGAAGAUGACAGUUCGUAGGAAGGUGAAGUAGAAUUGCUACAAAGCUUCCUUGUCGUCAUUUUGGAUCACAUGGACAGCAGCACAGAGGAGGAUAGCCUGCCUGGCUUGUGUUUUCAGCAGUGCAGUGGAUUCUUCAUCUUGCACAGUCACCUUUCUAAUUGCUCCCUGAGAUGGCAAAUGCUUUAGGUGUUUUUUUGUCUAAUGCGAUUUCUGUGUGCCAUGCAUGGGUCGCAGCAAUGAUCCAGGCAUGGAUGGGCAUUGCCCGUGCAUUGGGACGGUGAGCUUGGCAAAGCAGAAGGCUGGGCGCUGUCGAGCCCUGGGAGGUGCUGAAAACAGCUCCCCGUUGCUUGCCUUUGAUUGGCAAAGGCUGACACUGAUUGACAAGGAGCCAUGGCAACCCAGCAGCCAAUCUGCCAAGUCCAAUAGAAAAUCGUUUGUUGGCUCAGGGCAGCUUCUUCCCUUUAACAGCAGAUCGUCGGUGAUACCUUAGCUCGGGCUCUUGGAGUUAGCAAGUGCAAAGAAGAAGACACCGUCUCCCCAACGAGGCUGCAGCCGCUGCCGCGUGUGCCCCGCGUUGCGCUCCGCAGGGGCAAGCGUUGCGUUGCGGUCAGCCAAGACACGCGGCGCUGCUUUGCGACAAACAAUAAGCCGCGUCAAUGUUCCAGCUGCCCAUUCUGAACUUCAGCCCCCAGCAGGUCGCUGGGGUGUGCGAGACCCUGGAGGAGAGCGGGGACAUCGAGCGUCUGGGUCGCUUUCUUUGGUCUUUGCCGGUGGCUCCAGCAGCCUGCGAGGCCCUCAAUAAAAAUGAGUCUGUGCUCCGCGCCAGGGCGAUCGUGGCUUUUCACACAGGCAACUUCAGAGACCUCUACCACAUAUUGGAGAACCACAAAUUCACCAAGGAAUCGCACACCAAGCUCCAGGCUCUGUGGCUGGAGGCUCAUUACCAGGAGGCAGAGAAGCUCAGGGGCAGACCCUUAGGGCCGGUAGACAAGUACAGGGUGAGGAAGAAGUUCCCACUGCCCAGAACUAUUUGGGACGGAGAGCAGAAAACACAUUGCUUUAAGGAAAGAACACGGCACUUGCUUAGGGAAUGGUACCUACAAGACCCUUACCCCAACCCCAGUAAAAAAAGAGAACUCGCCCAGGCCACAGGACUUACCCCAACACAAGUAGGGAAUUGGUUCAAAAACCGAAGGCAAAGGGACCGAGCAGCAGCAGCCAAAAACAGGCUGCAGCAGCAGGUCUUGUCCCAGGGAUCUGGACGCUCAUUGGGCCCAGAUGAUCGAGGGGAACCGUUGGGCUCAGCCUCCAGUCCUGCAGCUAGCCUGUCCAGCAAAGCGGCCACCUCUGCCAUUUCCAUCACAUCCAGCGACAGUGAAUGUGACAUCUGACCUAUGGGGCAUACUUAACGCAGCAAAAAGGAGAUCAAACUCAGAACAGUGCCUGACUAAGCAAGAACAGCCAUGGCCAUAGGGUCACACAGUGGCUGUCACAAGACCAGGGAGUGAUCAUAAUGUCACCUUCCCUAUUCUAUUGAUUGCUUAAAAAAUAAGAAGAAAAAAAAACAGUAGAAGACUGUAAGGCUUGUCACCUUUAUUUUUGGGGACCUUCUACAAUGCCUCAAAUACCAAGUUGCCAAUCGUCUGAGCACCUGCCCUAUACAUCUGUGGGUAUUUCAUGUUGAAAAAAAGACGCUGUUUAAUUAUUUUUUGCUUUACUUUAAAGUUUGUUUUUAUAUAUUAUAUAAUGACUUAUUUAAGGGAUUGCCAAUGUUAGACCUCCUUUGCUUGUCUGUAUGUGCGCAGGUGACUUGUAGACGCAUGUGCGCCAAAUCUAUGGAUCCAAUGAAGAAGUACAAAUAAAAUAAUGUGGUGAGCAUCA
Molecule: messenger RNA, 2036 nt
Organism: Rana temporaria (common frog)
Lineage: Eukaryota; Metazoa; Chordata; Amphibia; Anura; Ranidae
Gene: SIX6
Product: SIX homeobox 6
Exons: 2
Coding region: 812-1546 (244 amino acids)
Biological process (GO): eye development; regulation of transcription by RNA polymerase II
Cellular component (GO): transcription regulator complex; nucleus
Molecular function (GO): DNA-binding transcription factor activity, RNA polymerase II-specific; RNA polymerase II cis-regulatory region sequence-specific DNA binding
Source: RefSeq, a predicted model, not a curated record